AUGUCGCGUCCGGGGGCAUGCAGAAGAUGGCUGUCCAUGUGCAGCAGCUGCUGCGGCUUCCAGCUGGAUCUGCUUGUUCGCGCCCUCCCUCCAAACCGAAGAGCAAUAAUGGCUCGCACCUCGCUGCUGGCCAAGGCCCUGCUCGUGGUCGGCGUGGUGUCAGUUUUGCAGCUCUUCCGCCGAGAGGAUGCCUUCGUAACCCCGAAGCUGAGGGGCGAGGCCGCAGCAACCAUGGCAGCGGCCCUUGUGGCAGCCAGCGUCGCAGCUCCGGGACCAGCCCAGGCGGAGAGCCCGAAGCUUUCCUUCUUCGGCCUCGGAGGUGGCGUCUCCGACGUCUACAACCAGAACGACAACCCGAUCAACCCGUACUCGCAGUUCAGCGAGGUCGGAGACGAGUCCGUCUACAAGGCCCGCACCGACCAGGAGGUCGCACGCAGGAAGAAGGCCCUCGCGAACUCCUUCGAGCGCUUCGACAAGACCGCCUUCUACAUCAAGACGAAGCAGUCGCAGCAGCUGACCUCCAACCUCCAGGAGGCUGCUGGCUUCAAGCAGGACAUGGUGUACUUCUCUGGUGCCGAAGCUUCUCCGGCUUACAACAAGGCCCGAGAAUUCUCGCAGAAGAUCUCCACCGUGGGUGUGGAUGGCCGCAACAAGGAGUGGGGACGAGCCUCCCAGGACUUCGAGGCCGCAAAGGAGCUGCUGAAGGAGUGGAAGGAGCUCGUGAAGUUCUGA
Symbiodinium sp. CCMP2592 is the source of this 732-nucleotide messenger RNA. The record is from the annotation of a GenBank genome assembly. Lineage: Eukaryota; Dinophyceae; Suessiales; Symbiodiniaceae.